AUGCAGGAGAAGCUGACGAGGUCGGCUCAACCAGCAUCAAAGAAGCCCCUAGGUCUGGUGUUUGCAGACAAGCGUAUCUAUCUUUUCAUUUUGCUUCAGCAUGUCUCGCUCCUGUCGCAGAACUUCCAAUACUUCUUCCCGACUAUUGUGCAGACCCUCGAAUACGGGAAAGUCAAAACACUUCUGAUCACCGCGCCUGUAUGGAUCGCUACUUUCCUUGUCUCGCUGCUGGAGACAUGGAUAUCUGGUAAAAGCAACGAUCGCAGCCUACAUAUCGUCUGUUUGAUAAUGGUCAGCGUGGUAGGAGGUGUAAUUGCCACUAUUACAACUAACCUUGGUGCCAACUUCUUCGCCAUGGUCUGUAAUGUCACCUUUAAAUUCCCUUGUUCUUUACAUGUCUGA
Penicillium samsonianum is the source of this 402-nucleotide messenger RNA. Its product is annotated as putative MFS transporter. The transcript has a single exon. The record is from RefSeq and is a predicted model, not a curated record. Gene Ontology annotation, molecular function: transmembrane transporter activity. Gene Ontology annotation, cellular component: membrane. The coding region runs from base 1 to 402 and encodes 133 amino acids. Lineage: Eukaryota; Fungi; Ascomycota; Eurotiomycetes; Eurotiales; Aspergillaceae.